Molecule: messenger RNA, 1839 nt
Organism: Lotus japonicus
Lineage: Eukaryota; Viridiplantae; Streptophyta; Magnoliopsida; Fabales; Fabaceae
Product: BTB/POZ domain-containing protein At2g46260-like
Exons: 6
Coding region: 1-1839 (612 amino acids)
Biological process (GO): response to red light
Cellular component (GO): nucleus
Molecular function (GO): protein binding
Source: RefSeq, a predicted model, not a curated record
AUGCAGAUGAUAGAAAAAGUACUUCUGGGGGAUGCUUCUUUUUGGGGAAAAAGUAAGAAGCAGAAUUACGUCUCAUUAUCAACUGCAAAAGCUGAAUAUAUAGCUACAGGAAGUGGAUGUACUCAAUUGUUGUGGAUGAAGCAGAUGUUGAAGGAAUACAAUGUCUUACAAGAUGUUAUGACCUUGUACUGUGACAACUUGAGUGCUAUCAAUAUUUCUAAGAACCCAAUUCAACAUACCAGAACCAAGCAUAUUAACAUUCAUCAUCACUUCAUCAAAGACUUAGUUGAAGAGAAAAUUAUUGCACUUGAGCAUGUGGAAACUGAAUUGCAGUUAGCAGAUAUUUUCACCAAGGCGUUGGAUGUGGCUAAGUUUGAGAAGUUAAGAGGGAAAUUAGGGAUUUGCAAGGAGUGUGUGAAGAAGCGUUCAAAAUUGAAUCUCUUUGAUCCUGCUUUGGUGAUGGAGUCUUCUUGUGAACCCAAUUUCAGCUUCGGUUUCAAUGAUAUCCAUUACUCCGACAGAGUUCUCCGUAUUGAGUUCAUUCCCGACCCGGUUUAUGCAGAUCGUCACCGUAUGAAGAAACGCCAAAAAGUUUUGAAUGGGAAUCAACCUGUUGAUAUGGAUGAUGAUGAUGAGACUUGUGUAAACAAUGAUUCAAACUCUGCAGCUGCUACAGUUGUUCGAGUUGAAACACUGCAUAUCAGUUCUCUUAUACUGGCAGCUCAAAGCCCUUUCUUUCUUAAGCUAUUCUCAAAUGGUAUGAGCGAGACAAAGCAGAGACAUAUCUCCCUCCGGAUUUAUGCAUCUGAAGAAGAUGGUCUCAUGGAGCUACUGAAAUUUUUGUACAGUAAUACUUUGAAUAUUACGGCAGCACCUGCUUUGCUGGAUGUACUUAUGGCGGCUGAUAAAUUUGAUGUGCCUUCAUGCAUGAGAUACUUGCUAAAUUUGCCCAUGACACCGGACUCUGCAUCACUCUACUUGGAGCUUCCUCAUACCGUUGAUGCAUUCCAACCGCUGAUUGAUGCUGCAAAGCAGUAUCUUGUUGGUCGAUACAGGGAAAUAACCAAUGACAAGUAUAGGGAAAAGCAUAUGGCCUUGUCUCUUUCUGCAAUAGAGGCAAUCUUGGCUAGUGAUGGGCUCCAAGUUUCAUCAGAAGAUGGUGUAUAUGACUUUGCAUUAAACUGGGCUAGACAAAAGUACGACAGUCUGAAAGAAAGGCGAGAAGUUCUGGCUACACGACUUGCGUGUUUAAUUCGCUUCCCUUAUAUGACAUGCCAAAAGCUUGAGGACGUCUUAACCUGUAAUGACUUUGAACAUGAGAGUGCAUCUAAGCUUGUACUUGAAGCCCUAUCUUCGAAAGCGGAGGCUCCACAUUGCCAACGACCAUUGGCAGCAGAAGAGUCUAUUUCCUUGAACCGGCGUUUUAGGGCGAGGGCAUAUAAGCAGCUUUUCUACAUGCAUUUGGAGUGGAAGGAUUGUGUCAGCUUGUUCCCAUCUGGCCAUGUGGAUUCUGAGCCUUUCGAUUUUGGUGGACAAAUGUUUUUUCUAUCUGCACAAUGCAACAUGGACAACAAUGGCUCCCAUUGCUUUGCGCUGUCUUUGGGAAUGAAGGAAAGUUGCUCAGGAAGCAUUGAUGUGGACUAUGAAUUUACUGCAAGGUUGAAGAAAACAAAGGAAUUUAUUAGCCUGCACAAAUCCAAUUGCACAUUUAACGGAGGGACCCAUAUUGGCUGUAAAAACCUCUUUGAUGUUCCAUGGACAUUCUUCAUUGAAGAGAAUAGUAUUUUCUUUGUUAACGGCAGUCUCCACCUAGCAGCCGAGCUCACUAUCACACAUUGA